Molecule: messenger RNA, 1432 nt
Organism: Gordionus sp. m RMFG-2023
Lineage: Eukaryota; Metazoa; Nematomorpha; Gordioida; Chordodea; Parachordodidae
Exons: 2
Coding region: 218-1375 (385 amino acids)
Source: RefSeq, a predicted model, not a curated record
UUGUGAAAAAAAAACACAUAUUCCUAACCUCAAUGAUCUAAUUAGCCAUCAAAACAAAUUCACUAACGCGUUUAAAAAAGAAAAUAUCAUUAUAAAUUGCGCCAAGUGGAAAUAUUUGACCCCUACUGACAGGCGACUAAAACUCAUUUUUAUAAGCGUAUCUCCAAUCCUGCUGAUUUUAAGCCUAAUUGGUAAUGGGGCAGGAUUGUAUGUCGCGAUGAAAGACAAACCUUCAUAUAUUACGGUGCAGUUGAGCAGAGCGUUUUACGCGAUUAACAUCUUAAAUUGUUUCUUCAUGUUUCUCUACCCCAUCUUGGAUACCUUAUCGGAAUAUCAUUUGGCUGCUUUUUGGCUGCGGAGACCUUGGAAGGAGUAUCUGUCAAGUUAUCAUUUUCCUUUGGCUAAAACCUUUGUCAAUUUUUCUUUCAUGAUCUACCUUCUGUUCGCCUUAUCGCAAAUGUUGGCCACCGUGCAUCCACAUUUUUAUAGGCGUCACGUUACUGUGUUUAGAGUGAGAGUAUUAUUGUGCUUGUGCUUUUCUUAUAUCCUACUUUGGUUCAUACCUUCGGGAUGGUGGUUCGAUAAUAUUCAACUCAGUUAUAUAUGCGGACCGGACAAUUAUACGAUCUAUACUAGGCAGUUCGCAUUUUACUACCCUGCUGCUAAAAAGCGUUGGAUUAUAUACGGAUUUACUAGGGAAGUUUUUACUAAAUUUUUACCUAUUUGCGCGAUAGUAUUUUUCAAUUAUCAUUCACUCAGGCGCCAAAAGACUCUAUUAAAUUGGAGAAUGGAAAAUAUGAACACCCGUGGUUCUCUUCCAACUGCAUCCAAUUCAGCAAGAGUGUUUGCUAAUCGCGCAAUAAAUGAUAACGUUAUCCAAAGGGAAGAACCAUCAAGGGCGUCCGAAAUUAUGGAAUCAUUAGGCAAUUCCGCCAUUAUUCCAAAUAAGAACAAGCUGAUCACGAUAACCAAACUAAUCAACCCGCACUUGGUAUUCAAUUUAAUCAUGCAAAGAAAUCCGCGUCGCGUCUCUACUACUCGUAAGUUGGAAAGGAGGCGUAAAAAUUUAAACGUAGGUUUUAGCGUGCUGCUCAUCUUGCUGCUGGAAUUUUUUAUCUUUUUGCUUCCCGUUUCCGUUUACAUAACCACUGUGGACUUUUACGAUCAUUAUUUCUCAACCUUGGAUUUUGAUAUAGCUUUCGCUACCUGCACACUCUUGGAGUACAUGUACAUAUCACUAACCUUCUACAUAAAUAUAAUAGUGAAUCCUGCUUAUAAAGAAGAAGUUAUCAAGAUUUUUAAACUCUCUCUAUUGUACAAGUAUCCUUGUAAUCUCUUUAAAAAAUUUGUCCCCGAUAAUAGAAUUUCACCUUGAACAACGGGAAAUUAUAGCGUUGUUAUUGUCGCAUAACUUUUAGCCAAUUCCAAUAAA